Messenger RNA from Paramecium sonneborni, 1197 nucleotides. The record is from the annotation of a GenBank genome assembly. Lineage: Eukaryota; Ciliophora; Oligohymenophorea; Peniculida; Parameciidae.
AUGAUUGAUAUCAAGGUAAAUUACCAACAUUAAUUGCUAAUUUCAAAUCAAUGUUUAUAAUUAAUAAAUUGUGGAGAUGUGUUGUUUUAAGAAGAAUGUGAUCAUGAAAAUUAAUAAUCCGUGGAUGGAUGCCUACAUUGUUUAAUUGAAUAACAUAGGAUAUUCACUCCAAUAAUAAAAGAUUCUUCUAAUCAAUGCUCAUUUGUCAAAGCUCCAAACUUCAUAAUUAAUUAUCUUAAUAUGACUUAUAAUAAAUAGUACAUACACAUCUAAUCUGAUUAAAUAGUUAAAAUAUAAACAGUUUUACCGUUAUCAGAAACAAUAAAUUUUCAGAUAUCAAAUUUAGAUAAUAAGCAUUGGCAUACAGCUUAUAUAUAAAUAGGAUGUUGGAUCAGAUUUGAGUUUUGGAGAAUUUAUUGUCUAACUAGAAGUGUACUAUUUAUUACAAUAUCCAAAUUUAUUUAAUGAAACACAGAAGGAGUAUUCUGAUAUUUUGAAAAGUUAUAAUCAAAAUAUAAUUUAUUGUUUAUCUGCAAUAACUGGCAUAAAUCUAUUGUUAGGUUUGUAUAUUUAUUUGUUGAAAUUUUAGCAAUCCUUUAAUUCCAGCAAUAUUUACGAUACAUUGAUCUGGACUUUCCUUUAGAUUUAGAAAUUUAUUUUUCUCUUUAUGAUAUAAUAACUAAUUAACCUCUCAUGGAUUUUAUCUAAUUUCCUCAACUUUUGCAGUUUAUUGAUAUUUAAUCAAAUUAAGAAUAUUCUGACGACAAAUCUAAUAUGUACAAAUAAAGCUCAAGCUUGAUCAUUAAUCAUUCAUGCCAAAUAUUUUAAUUUGUAAUAUUAUUAUCCCGUUUUUUGUGGUCGCAAUGGAUUAAAAAAGUUGUGUACAAUUGGAUAUUUAACUCUUGGUAUUUUUCCUCUAUGUCAAAGGUAUCAUUAUACAUGAGUCCAAAAUUAAUUUUUAUGUUUAGUUUACCUAAUAUAAGUUUUGAGUGUAAUUACUUAAAUUGGAAAAAAUUAUUUCUUUCAGAGGGUUUUAAAAAGCCUUAAUCUUAAAUAGUUGAGAUAAGAUAUUUAAAACAUUAUUGUAUACACGAAGCAUUUAAACAACAGAUUUCAUAGAUAUUGUACAAAUUAUUAUCGUUAGCAUCAUAAUAAUUUUUUAUAUUACCAUAGUGCUAGAUUGUUUCAAAGGUUUGA